Messenger RNA from Priapulus caudatus, 7869 nucleotides. Its product is annotated as SCO-spondin-like. Gene Ontology annotation, cellular component: membrane. NCBI's taxonomy places the organism in Eukaryota, Metazoa, Priapulida, Priapulimorpha, Priapulimorphida, Priapulidae. The transcript is spliced from 39 exons. The record is from RefSeq and is a predicted model, not a curated record. The coding region runs from base 1 to 6396 and encodes 2131 amino acids.
AUGAGUCGAAUCAGCGGACUUUGUUUAAUUCUCGCGAGCUGCCUAGGCGUGGCACUCGGAGACGCUCUGACGACGACGUUCCACGAGUGGACUGUCGACGAGACCCUGCAUGAGUUUCGCGACCGCGCCCUGAGGGGACACACUCUUCGCGACAUCGAGGGUGUCAAGCUGCUGCCGCUAUGCGCUCGCUUCUGCCUCAACGAUCAUACCUGUCAGAGUUUCAAUUUUCACCUGGCCGAGGAACUGUGCGAGCUUAACAACGUGACGCACGCCGAGUCGCCGAACGACGUACGCGACGAGAGCGGGUCAGUCUAUUACCCGCGGACGGCGUUCAGCGUAGACGCGAGGGCGUUCAGCCAUUGCGCUAGCCAGCGUUGUCCUAGCGGAGGCGUCUGCAUCGACGGUUGCUAUGGCAGCGAAGACAGCUUUUGCAUCUGCCCGGGCGAUAACGGCAGGACGGACGAUUGCGCGGAGCGAGGGUUACCGACCUGGGCCGAGUGGGCAUCGUGGACACCGUGCUCCGUGUCCUGCAGCGAAGGGUUCCACAAGCGCGAGCGCGUCUGUCGCGACCCGGCCAAUCCGACCAAGGUCCUGCCAGACGACACAUGUGGCGGCUUCAGCUCGGAGACGGAGGUGUGCUACGCCGGAAAGGAAUGUCCCUAUUGGACACACUGGACUAGCUGGUCCUACUGCACCACCUUCAACACGUGCGGAGAAGGCAUCUGCAGUCGUGAGAGAAGGUGCACGAAUGACGGCAUCAUCGACACCGACCCUAACUGCAAAGGUAGACAGGAGCAAGAGACGCAGUGCAAGGCCGUGGAUUGCUUUAGUCCCGUGAGACUGAGCAGUGACACACAGCUGUACGGCGAGGGACGCGUGGAGGUCUACGACAGCAUCGUCGGUGACUGGGGCAAGGUGUGCAGCAACGGCUGGGACUCGGCCGACGCCAACGUCAUCUGCAGGCAGUUUGGCUUCCCUGGUGAAGCCGAGGUGUUCAUUGAGUAUGGAGAGGGCAUUACUCCUUACAUCAUGGAGGGUGUCAACUGCAAGGGAGACGAGUGGACUAUACAGAGCUGCGAACACAACGGUUGGCGCAUAGCUUCUUGCAUCAACGGCACAGCGGUUGGAGUCAAGUGCAAGGUUAACGGCGGCUGGGGCACGUGGGGAGAGUGGGGCGCCUGCUCGGUGACAUGCGACAACGGCACGUCGGUGCGCAAGCGAGAGUGCGACAAUCCGCCACCAAUGCGCGGUGGCGCUACCUGUGAGGGAUCAAGCAAGGAGGAGAGACCGUGCGUUGGCUUCAAAUGCGCAUGGUGGUCCGACUGGGAAGACUGGAGCGAGUGCAGCGCCACCUGUGGCGGCGGCGGGCGAAACCGCAGCCGGACGUGCAACGGCGUUGUCAAGGACUGCAAGGGCAACUACACGGAGAUACAGGAAUGCAACACUCACUUCUGCCCCGUCGAUGGAAUAUGGAGCACCUGGCUGGACUGGAUGGAAUGCAACGCGAGCUGCAACGGCGGCGUGCACAUGCGCAAGCGCGAUUGCGUCGGUCCGUUCUACAGCGGAAAGAACUGCACGGGAACGAACAUGGACCUAGCCAAAUGCAACACGCACUCCUGCCCGGUCGAUGGCAUUUGGAAGGAUUGGCAGGAUUGGCGCGCUUGCCACGCCACUUGCGGCGGAGCGCUGCAGUUCCGCUCUCGCCACUGCAGAACACCCAAAUAUGGCGGCCGCGACUGCAUUGGUCUGUCGCAAGAAGUGCGAGCCUGCAACGAGGAACCUUGUCCAGGCAACGAGGCGUGGCUGCUGGAAUUCAGCUCGUGGGCGCCGUGGACGGCGUGUAACACGAGCUGCGGCGGCGGCUCUCAGGUGCGCAGCCGAGCCUGCAGCAUCCCCUUCGCGAUGCGAAAUACUACACGCAACUGCACGGGCCUGUUCGUCGAGCAGCGCGCCUGCAACGACGAGUACUGCCCAGUGGACGGCAGCUGGGUGACGUGGAAUCCGUGGCAGGCGUGUAACAGGACGUGUGGCGGCGGCCGGCGGCUGCGCACGCGCCUCUGCUACGCUCCCAUGUACAACGGCGCUGACUGCGUGGGCGACAACACCGAUUCGGAGUCGUGCAACGAGCACGCGUGUCCAGAUGCGGGCACGUGGAGAGAGUGGGAGUCGUGGUCACCGUGUACGGUCAGCUGCGGACGCGGUCACAGACACAGGAGUCGAGGCUGCAACGGCGCCGGCGACGGCAUCCAGUGUCCGGGAGAGACGUACGAGUCGCAGCCGUGCCGCAAGAGAGCGUGUCCGCAGCCGCCGCCGCUAGGAACCGCUAGUAGAAUAAGACCCGAAGAUGGUUACUGGCUCGCCUGGCAACCGUGGACACCGUGUAGUGUCAGCUGCGGCUGGGGAAACCACACACGCAGCCGCCAUUGCGUCGGUCCCUACCACGGUGGCGACCCCUGUAAUGGUACGGAGGACGAUGGGCGCUCCUGCCACGAGCGCGAAUGCCCCGUCGACGGGUUCUGGCAAGAGUGGUCCGACUGGGUCUCAUGCAACGUCACCUGUGGCGGCGGCCAGCAGACGAGAGUGCGAGAGUGCCAGGCGCCGCUACACGAUGGCAUAGACUGUGGCGGCGACGCCGAACAAGAGCGCAGCUGUAACGACCAGCCAUGUCCAAUCGACGGCGAGUUAGAAGAAUGGUCGGACUGGAGCGAGUGUACUGUCACCUGCGGCGGAGGAAUACAAAAUAGAUCCAGGUCGUGCGUCGGCCCAUUCUAUGGCGGCCUCGAAUGCCUUGCCGCUCUAUCAGAAACGCAAAAAUGUAGAGAGAAUUAUUGUCCAAUCGACGGCGUGUGGCGCGAGUGGAGCGAGUGGACCGAAUGCGUGGUAACCUGCGGAGGGUCGGUGCAGAGUCGGCAGCGCGGCUGCACCGGUCCGUACUACGGCGGUGCCGACUGCGAUGGAGAGACGCUAGAAGAGCAAGUGUGCAACACGAACCCGUGCCCAGUCAAUGGAGAGUGGCAGGAAUGGGGCGAGUGGACGGAGUGUACGUUAACGUGUGGAAGCGGAUCCCAGGACCGGGAGCGAGAGUGCACGAAGGCUCUACACGGAGGCUUCAACUGCUCGGGCAAUGCCACGAACAGCCGGAUAUGCAACACACAAUUCUGUCCAAUUGACGGCGUUUGGCGGCAGUGGAGCGAUUGGAGCGAGUGCAACGUCACCUGUGGAGGAGGACAGUCCUACAAGAACCGCUCCUGUAGCGGGCCUUACUACUCGGGGCUUGACUGCCAGGGUCCCAGCACGGAGCACAAGUCGUGCAAUGAACACCACUGCCCAGUUGACGGUGUCUUUACGCCGUGGACGGACUGGUCGGAAUGUUCGGUCACGUGCGGCGGCGGCUGGCAGAACCACUCGCGAGAGUGCGUGGGCACGAUGUACGGUGGUCGGCCGUGUCCGGGCAACUCCAGCGAGGAGCGGUUGUGUAAUGAAAAUCUUUGCCCAACCAUGUGUGGAAUGGAUUUGGCCUUACAGGGCCUGUCCACAGACCAAAUCGGUAGAAAAGCCCGCAUGGAACUGAAGAGUUCCUGGACGCAGUGGAGUGACUGGAGCGAUUGCAGCUCCACAUGUGGCAGCAGUGCCAAGCAGAGCCGUCGGCGCGAGUGUAUCGUAAGGGAGACGACGUGCGUUGGUUCUGAUGGCGAAGCACGUCUCUGCAGUCUUCAUCCAUGUCCCGAAGACGGUCAGUGGAGUGACUGGUCGAAGUGGAGCGAAUGCAGCGCCACCUGCGGUAGUGCGUCGCACACGAGGUACAGGGUAUGUGAGGGUCGGGCGCACGGCGGACUGGACUGCGCAGGCGCGGCGACGGAGCGGGCGUCGUGCGACAGUGUCGCCUGUAGCGAACUGGAAUCGUAUGGAAGUUUUAAGGAAUCAUUAGAAGCAAUGUUCAGCGUAGAGUCUUGUUCGGCUGCUGAGAUAUUGUACUUUGUUGUCCAAGUCGAUGGUUUCUGGCAUCCCUGGAGCGAGUGGACAGAGUGCACGGUGUCUUGCAAUGGUGGCAAGCAGGCUCGGUUUAGAGAGUGCGUAGAGGAACAAUAUGGCGGCGUGCCAUGUCGCGGUGAGACCACCGAGAAUCGACCGUGCGGAAAUGACAAAUGUCCAGAACUGAAAUCGUAUGGAAGUUUUAAGGAAUCAUUAGAAGCGAUGUUCAGCGUAGAGUCUUGUUCGGCUGCUGAGAUAUUGUACUUUGUUGUCCAAGUCGAUGGUUUCUGGCAUCCCUGGAGCGAGUGGACAGAGUGCACGGUGUCUUGCAAUGGUGGCAAGCAGGCUCGGUUUAGAGAGUGCGUAGAGGAACAAUAUGGCGGCGUGCCAUGUCGCGGUGAGACCACCGAGAAUCGACCGUGCGGAAAUGACAAAUGUCCAGUGGAUGGAGUGUGGCGGUCGUGGACGUCGUGGGAGAGGUGUUCUGUCUCCUGUGGUGGGGGCGAAAACAGCCGGAGCAGGACUUGUAUAGGUCCCUUCCACGGUGGUGCCGCCUGCGAUGGCAACAGUUCUGAGUGGGGAAAUUGCAGCUCGAACCCUUGUCCUGUGGACGGCGCCUGGCUCGACUGGUCCGAGUGGACGGGUUGUAACGUGCCCUGCGGCGGCGGAACAACGAGACGCAAUCGCACGUGCGUCGAGCCGCUAUACGGAGGUUAUCCGUGUCGAGGGGACCCCGUCGAAAUCCAUCCCUGCAACACCGCCCCUUGCGCAGUCGACGGCGUGUGGGAGGAAUGGACUCAUUGGACCAACUGCACGUUGUCGUGUGGCGGCGGUGAGCAAUGGCACAGCCGCAGGUGCGAGGGGCCGUACCACGGCGGGGCGGACUGUGCGGGACCAACGAACGUGACGAGGGCCUGCAACACUCACAACUGUGCAGUCGAUGGAAGAUGGCGGGCGUGGUCGGAUUGGAGCAUGUGCACGCUUGAGUGUGGCGGCGGUGAAGGGCGAAGAAACAGAACGUGCGUGGAACCGCUGUACGGAGGCCGUCCGUGUGGCGGUAGAGAGAAGGAGACACGACCGUGCAACGAACAUCCGUGCGCGAUUGACGGAGUCUGGCGGCCAUGGGCAGCGUGGGAGGCGUGCAACGUCUCGUGUGGCGGCGGCGUACAGAUGAGACGUCGAUCGUGCUUCGGACCGCUGCAUGGCGGUGCCGAGUGUCCGGGAUCGCCGCACGACUCCCGACGUUGCAACGAUCAGGCGUGUCCGAUCGACGGCGUGUGGCUUGAGUGGGCGCCGUGGGACAUCUGCCCCGUGUCCUGCGGAGGAAGCGAGGAGUCGCGCAUGCGCGAUUGCAACGGACCUUACUACGGUGGCGGCCCCUGUGUCGGAAAGGCUCAACAAACGAGGGCCUGCAACGAUCAUCCGUGUCCAAUCGACGGUAAGUGGUCCAGCUGGGGCGGAUGGACAGAAUGUUCCACGAGCUGUGGAGUUGGAUUCGUCAACAGGAGUAGGGUAUGCGUUGGCCCGUUCCACGAAGGCAAGCUGUGCUCGGAGAAUCACACGGAAACGGCCGAAUGCAACGAGACGCCAUGCCCGAUUCCCGGCGAGUGGUUCGAGUGGGGACCGUGGGGCCGCUGCAGUGUGUCCUGCAUGGGCGGGUUACGCUCGCGCAAGCGGGAGUGCGACAUGGACUCCUACGGAGAGAUCACGGCUCCGUGUAUAGGCAAGAAGGACGAGAUUGGCGAAUGCAACAAGCACGGAUGCAGUGUAAGGAACUGCGCGGAUCUGGUUAACAAGGCUCAGGACGAGGUGAUCAGUGGCUACUACGGCAUAGAUCCCGAUCAGGAAGGACCGCUGCAGAACUUCCCCGUCUGGUGUGACACCUUAACGGAUCCUACAGGAAUCACGGUUAUUCAUCAUAACUCUGAGGAGCGCGAUCUGGUCAGAGAUUAUGAAGGUGCUGGCGAAUACCAGCGAGUCAUCAAGUAUGCGAAUGCGAGCCUUGAUCAGGCGCAAGCGCUCGUCGACCUGUCGACGAAGUGCACCCAGUUCGUGAAGUGGGAAUGCCUGUCGGCGGCCAUCAACCACCCGGACAAGCAACUGAAGCUCACCUACACCGUGAACCGCUUCACGGAACCGAUGGACUACUUCGGCGGUGCCGAGCCGGGCAGCAACAUGUGCGCGUGCGGCAUGUCGAACUCGUGCGCCGUGCCGGGAACCGUCUGCAACUGCGACGCCAACGACAACGUGUGGCGCGCCGACAGCGGCAACAUCACCAACCGCGAAGACCUGCCGCUCGCCGAGUUCCGCGCAGGAGACACGGGAUCAACGAAUGACGAAGAGUGGGAGAAGGAGGAAGGUUAUCACACUAUCGGCCCACUAAGAUGCAGCGGAUUAAACGAGGACUGGAACUUCUUCUUCUAGAAAAAAUAAAUGGUCACCACCUUCCUCCCUUCUUCCACCACAGAAGAACAUAGAUGCCGAUUUAGGACAAAAUGUCACGUCACGGUGUGGAACCCGUAGGUGUAUGCAUCAAUAACCGUGCCAGGCGUCACCGUAACGCUCGUAACCAUAGCAACCCUUCCUUCGGAAUAAUGCACGCACAAGAUGGCAGCGCGCGCAGACGAUAGACAGCGCUACGCUGCGGAAUUGACCCCACCCAAUGGGAUAGUGACCCGGAACUGAAUUCGACGACGAAACGGAAGAAGAUCGUAAUCAUUAGUAGCUGCCGUUCCCUGCAGGCUGGGCCGUGCCACGUUCAACUGAUAGGUUCUCACCCUCGUGAAGGGAAUGGUGUAAUCUUCAGCGGCUGCCCAACCCCUUGUUACAUGCGCAACCCGAUACAGGUCGAUUACAACUACUUUCCGUGAAAAUUCGGCGAGUUCUUGGAUCCUUGUGUCGGUCCUGCAAGGCGUGAUAUGAUCACGGAUGUGAGAUUGUUUCGAGGGGGCAAGGGUCGCUCCAGAGGUGGCAUCUCCCUAACGUGUCCGCUAUUCACCUUUGAUAUUUAUCGUGAUUCUAUGACGUCGGCACUUUUUUACGUGCCCGAAUGUAAACGCACUCACUGUACAUCCUGUACAUUCUGCAUGUGUGAAGAUAAACAUAAUAUUUUUCUGUGUAAAUUCACCGUCGUCGUCACUAGGUUGAGACCCUGGAUGGAAUGUGAUGGCGUGUAGAUUUACGGAAUAGCAACAUUUGUUGGUUUUCGGGUGAGUUAUGCCUAUUCGCAGAAAGCCUCGAUGAUUGCUUUGCUUUCGGUGAUGUUGUUGUAUUAAAUUUAAAAAAUCAAAUAAUGGUACGGCAGUUGAGCCUCUGUUGAGUGCGAUGGGCAAUGUCAUAACGUUUCUCACGAAUUGUGUUGUUAGAUUUCAAUCUAGAAUUUGAACAUAUUUUAGCAAAGAUUGUUUCGAUGAUAAUUUAAUGAAGAGUUCUGCUAUAUAUCAACGCAGGUUGUUGUGCGUUAACUGAGAAUGCUGUUAUAUUUUUAUUAUCACACCCGUUUGAUAAACGACAUCUGUUAUUACUUGUUAUUCUACUACGUACUUUAGUUUUGUAAUAGUGCAGUUCCUGUGCAGUAGAGAUUAAAUUAAUAUAGCUGUUGGUGGAAACCUAAAAGGUGGACGUGGCCUUGGCUAUGGCAGUGGAAUGGCAUAAAAGUAUAUAUGUACAGUCAGUCACUUUGUGUCGAUCCUUGUUUUGCAUUAUAAAAUUCAAACGCCGCGAAUGCGCACUCAUUGAAAAGGAUCAAGGAGAUGCAAUAUUCAAGCAACAUUUGGAAAUGAAAUUGGUAAAUAUGCCCAACGCUACAAAUCGUACGAAACGUAACGAAACAUUGUUAUCGUAUAUUAAAUUGAAUUAUUUAUUCCGUAAAAAUAGAUUUUUGGCUUGCAAUCAAUA